AUGGGAAGAGACAUUAAUUCAGCUCAUGGAUAUUCUGUUCAAUGUUGGGAGAAUAUUCAGAAAACUAAAGGUCAUAUAGACACUGUUUUUGAAAAUCUCACUCCAAAACAGAUUGCAGAUAAUCGUUUAAGACUAUCAGCUUCAAUAAAUGUUGUAAAAUGGCUCACAUUUCAAAAGUGUGCGUUUAGGGGACAUGUUGAGAACGCCGACUCCAAAAACCAAGGAAACUUUCUAGAGAUGUUAAAACUCAUUGCAUCCUAUAACAAGGAUGUACGAGACGUGGUGCUAGCAAAUGCACCACAAAAUGCCAAAUAUAUUGCUCCGUCAAUUCAAAAGCAAAUUUUGCAUGUUUUUGCUAAGAAAGUGCAGAAUGAAAUCCGAAAGGAGAUUGGUGAUUCAAAAUUUUGCAUAAUCAUAGAUGAAUCACGAGAUGUAUCUAAAAGGGAGCAAAUGGCUAUUGUUAUAAGAUUUGUUAAUAAAGAUGAUCUUAGAGGUCAGGGAUAUGAUGGAGCUAGCAAUAUGCGUGGGGAGUGGAAUGGUUUACAAGCUUUGUUUAUAGAUGAUUGCCCUUAUGCAUAUUAUGUGCAUUGUCUGGCCCAUCAGUUGCAAUUAUCUCUUAUUGCUGCCGCAAGAGAAGUAUCUGAUUCUUCUUCCAAGCGUCAUGAUGAGUUACAUGAUAGUCAAGUAGCUGAGUUGGAGCACCUGAUUGAAAUUGAGGAGGUUGAUACUGGAAAAGGGAUGAAUCAAAUUGAUUUACUUUGUCGAGCCUUACAACAAAAAUCACAAGAUAUUUUGCAUGCUAUGGAUUUACUUGUUGAUACAAAAUCCUCAAUUCAAGAUCUCAGAGAUGAAGCUACUAUGGAUCAGCAAUUGGAGGAACUAAAUAGUCGUUUCAGUGAGAAAACAACAGAGCUUCUUGUCUUAAGUGCAUCUUUGAAUCCUGACAAGGGAUAUAAAAACUUCAAUGUGGAUAACAUUUGCCGUCUUGCAGAAAAGUACUAUCCUGCAGACUUUUCUAAAGAUGAUCAGUUUCAUUUGAGUACAGCAACUUAUGAGAGAGCUUUUUCAGCAAUGAAAAUUGUUAAAACUAGCUUGCGAAAUAAGAUGGAGGACGACUUUCUAUCGGAGUACUUGAUUGUCUAUAUAGAGAAGGAUAUUGCUGAGAAAUUUACAAUUGGCUCGAUCAUAGAUGAUUUCAAUUCUAUGAAAACAAGGAGAGUACAAUUUGGAUGA
Beta vulgaris subsp. vulgaris (sugar beet) is the source of this 1233-nucleotide messenger RNA. RefSeq lists its product as uncharacterized. The record is from RefSeq and is a predicted model, not a curated record. Bases 1 to 1233 code for a protein of 410 amino acids. The transcript is spliced from 6 exons. Lineage: Eukaryota; Viridiplantae; Streptophyta; Magnoliopsida; Caryophyllales; Amaranthaceae.